AUCCGCGCAUAUAUUAUGUAAAAAAAAUUUAUAAAAAAGUGAGAAAUUGUCAAAUAGAAACACGCAUUGUCUCAUAAUUAUAUACAGAAAAAUACACAGAUUCUAAUACGUAAGAACCGUGUGUUGUUUCUUAUCACGCGUUCUGUUUGCAGAAGCUGCGACGCUUUUCUAAUCCAUAUUUUGUUUGAAAUCUAUGUCAGAGCACGGCACGCAAAAAAAGCAUCGUGUGCCGCUGACUCAAGGUCCUUUUCGGUUAUUGGCAAUACUUAAAAGUCUAUAGUACACGUGACGUGAAUCUACAGAUUUUCAGUACCGCCGGUAAUAACCGAACAAGGAUCUAAACAAGAAGGAAUUCGACACCGCUUACGAAACGAUUUGUGAACGUGUAAUUGCGAACCCGGUGAAUUUUGCAAGUUCUUCGCGUAUCCAACGACGAGUAAGCAAAAAGACUUAGGGAUAAAAAUACAGAACGCGGUGAAUCUUCGCUAUUCAAAUAAAAAAAGUUCAUGGACAGUUCGAAAUUCUCCGUGUUAACGUUCUUGUCGUCUAUGUUCUGCAUGUAUUUGUCGAAUGAUUAUAAGAAUUCAACGGACAAUUGCGAUGUCGACGUUUCGUCUUUGCUGAUAAACGAAAAUCAGAAACUCGACGAAGAAUCGAUUCGACAAGAAUUAGAAAAAAGUGACAGGAUUCACCACAGACUCAUGACGCCUCGCAGAUCGGUGUUGCCGACAAAACGUUGGCCAACAAUCCUGACGUUUGAAGAACAUGAAACGGCAGAAAGAUAUCAGAGACAACCGGCGGCUCGUAAAAUUACAGAUUUAUUACCGGAGGAGAAGAAGAGCAAAGUACGCUCGUUUUCGUUGAAUUCGCCAUCGCGCAGCCAUACGUGUUGGGAAAAUUGUAUCGCGGAGUCAACAAUAACAACGUCCAAUUUUGACGUUGAUCUGCCAACAGUUUCUGAUUCCGACAAGUUCUCUUUACACGAGAUAGAUUAUGACAAUUAUGAUCAAACGCUACAAAGCAGUGCGAUGCUACAAGAUAACUCCGAAGACCGCACAUCCUGGCGAAGAAACUUGAGUCGCGCGAUAUUCGGGUGGUUGAUCACUCUCUGCAUCUGGCUGAAAAAAAAGCUGUCGCAUUGGCUAAAAAUCAUAAUUGUGAUAUUACUUUCUCUCUUUCAGAGUUAUGCGAAACUGAAAAAGAUGAUUUUCCUAACACAAACUUCUCAAAUAAAGAAAUUGGACCGAUUAGUAAAGACCAUGCACUCUGAAAAUGAGAAAAUAUUAUGCGAGGUGUCGGAGAAAGUAACAAGACUUUCGGCGGAGUUUGUUCAGAUGCGAAUGUGUACUGAAACCACUCUUAACGAUCUGACAGCUCAAAUUAAAGUCAUCAAUGAAACCAGUAAAAAAAUGAUUGAGAACGAUAUGGCGCUGACACAAGAGCUGAAGCAAUUGCGUAAAACACUGGAGGAAGAUCGAUUGAAAUACACUCGACCACCUACCCCAUUUUCUUUGUGUCCUUUAAGCUCUUCUUCUCCACCUCGACUGACUCUUCCACCGACUCCGUCACUUCCUUCGCUUAAUUUGGAAUCAACGUUAUUACCGCCACCUCCUCCCCCUUUUCCUUCAGCCGCUUUGCAGACCGCGUUACCACGAACACAACCGACGACUCCCAAUAGCAGUAAGAAAAACAAAAGCAAAACGCCCACGAGAAAAUGUUCGACGCCGUUGUUCAAUAGGCCAAGUAUCACCGUUGACGAUCUUUUAAAAGUAACUCUGAAGAAGGCUCCAUCCACGGUAUUCUCUCAAUCACAUUUUUUAUACAUCUUUAUUUGUAAUAAUACAAACAUUACGUUUCAGGAUAACAGACGAAGCAUCGUAUCAAACUCGAAAGGUCCGGUCGUGUCUCUGGAAAUGCUGCGUAACGUAAAACUGAGAUCCGCCAAACGUCGAUCUAACGAUCCAACGGGAAAGUCGCCGAGGAGUGGCCGAGUUAUAAAAACCCGAACCGCAUCGCCUAUCAGUCUUUCGCCGAUUCUAACGAGCUCGGAAGGCAAUCUCGAGCGAAUCUUGCGACAAGUGGAUUUGAACAAACCGAGAAGACUCUUAUCCGCAUCAAGUAGCUUCCGCGAUUUCGGCAAGGAGAAACAGGAAAAAUUCGCGCACAGCCAGUCGCAUUCCGUGAUUGAUUAAAAUUUAUUUCGAUGUAUAAUAAUACAGUACAAAGAAAACUUCGCGGGGUUUCCUCAAUUCUGUGAUGUAAUUUAACAAAACCUUCUUUUUCUUCGCUUCUUCACGCGUAUCCCUCCUCUGUUGCAGAAAAUUUAAAAGAAACCUUAAGUUUUAAUCAGAAUAUAUAGAAACGUGUCACAUCGAUUAAAAUAAUGAAAUAAUAUUUAUUUAUUUAUUUAAGAGACUGAAAAGACUCCUCUAAGCUUCUGUUAAAUGUCUCCCCUAAUUUGGCUGAGCCGAGUUUUAUUAAUAUUUAAGAAACAAAUUGACAAUGUUUUCAAUAAAGUUAUGUUGAUUAGAAAAAAAAAAACAUAGAUUUAUCAUUUUAUUUUAUUUAUAGCUUCCGUGUGUGUAUGUGUGUAUGUAAUCUUACAGAAAAAAGAUUGUUUGCAUUCGGUGUAAUUCGCAUUUCGAUUGUAAUACAGAACGUAAGAACGCACUUUUUAGAUCGCAAAUAACGCAAACUUAGCUCUCCUUCAAACGAUGAUGAUGACGCGACGCGGCGCGGAGUGACGUGGCGUUUUUUGUUUUUUUUUUUGUUCGAAUCGUUCGCGUUUUGUUAUCAGUCUCAAAUUCAAUCGCUAAAUUCCCUGUAUACGCGGUAUGUGUAUAAACCGGGCUAAUAUAAUAAAUAUAUAUAUAUAUAUAUAUGUAUAUAUAUAUAUAUAUAUAUAAAAGUAGGUAGAUAUACAAAAACACAUAUCGUUUAUUGAUCAAGAAAGCAAGAAGAAGAGUCAACGAAACUGAUCAAGUUCGCGAAGUUUUCUAAAUAACAGAAUUCUGCGUCACUUUAAAAAACGAUAUCUAUAAAAAAUCGUUUCCGACGGUGUCUAUCCUAUAAACUAAUUACACACAGGUCGGCGUGAAAAUUUUUUGGGUUUAAGAACGAAUUAGCGUUUCUCGAGGCAGAAUCGUCGUUGACCGCUGAAUUCGAAUUUAGCUUCUCCCGCGUGUCAGAUUCGAAUGUUCAGCGAACGCGAACAAAAUUACUUCGAGAAAGUGCAGUUACUCCCGUGUAAAUUCUAAAAAGUCAAAAUUUUGUCGACCCGUGUCGUCGAAUCGCGCGGCCGAUCGGACUAAUAAUCUCGACAUACGGGGAGGGGGAGGGGAUCGUCGCUAAUUAUUCAUCAUUUGUUGCCACCCGACACACACGUUUUACGUUACCCAACUUUCGUAAAAACAAUUCUGCCGCACAGAGACACACACACGCUAUGUACUUGAAAUAUACAUAUAUAUAUAUUAUAUAUAUAUAUAUAUAUAUAUAUAUAUUUAUGUAUAUGCGCGUGUGCGUUUUACAGCCUACGAACAGCUUUUCCGCCUCACUCCGCAGUUCUUAAUUUAGAGCUCUGUUUACCUUGCGCAGUAGUUUUCGCGCGACUUAAUCUUCUCGAUUAUUAAUCGACUCGAUCACAUCAUGUACUAAAGUUGAUUCUACACGUUGCUGUCGCUCGAAUAUAAUCUUUCGCAUCAAGAUUAUUAUUUUAUUUUUAUUUUUUUUUUAUUGUGUGUUUUAUUUAAUCUACUUACUUUACGCUUUUACUUAUUACAUUUCGCAAAGCAAAUAUAUACUGACUUACUUUACGAGAACCGAUUGAUAUUAUUACUUGGAGUUAUUCCUUAUAACGUAUUUACUUGUAACAUAAUGGUGUUUAUCGAUUUUACCGGUAUAGCAUAUACCGGCAUCUAAAUACAGGAGCACCCCAUAGACACCAAUUUUGUUUUUUUUCUUUUUUUUUUUUUCUACCUUGUUUCCUGCGCGGAGCUUGCAAUCCACACGUUUUCCCGAUGGAUGUUGCUUUUUAGUUGCUGCUACUAAUAUUAAAAACGCCUCACUCUUUCGCUGCGCUCGUUCGGCAUCUCCUUUUUUGAUAAAAAUCAUUCGCUCUCUCUCUCUUUCCGUGUCGUUAGUCAGCAAGAAAACCCGAGUGAGCUGCUUGAGCUUAAAAUAGAUUUUGGUAAUUCCAGCUCUAAUAGAUAAAGAGUUUAAAUGCGUUAAAAUGGUCAAUACUUAGCUAAAGCUUACCUCGUCGAUUUUGUAUGUGUGAAGGAAGGAUUUCUUUUUUUUUUUUUUUAUUCACUUGUAAAUCUACGAUCCCGACAGAGAUUUCUUCUUAUUACAAGAACAAUGGAAUGUCUCAACAUAAAACUGGAUGGAAUGACUCGACGACGAAUCGAAGAGAAAUGGAUAAUACAACGAAGAACUGAAACCGGUCAAUUUUUUUUAAUUUUUUUGUUCAUUUUCGAUAUCAUUUCGACGAGAUUUUGGAUCUCGACGUGUUCUACGAACAGUAGGAAGUGACACCGAUCUUUCUCUGUACACCGUCGAUAGAAGUGCGAAAUAGGAUUCUUUUAUCUCACGCGUAUAGUAUUUACACUAACGAAAGCUUGAAUUCGCCAGAAAUCUGUACCGGUUUCAAUCCACGAUUAACAAACACGGAUCAAUUAUCCGCGCGGAUUGGAUGUAUAUUUAUAUAUAGAGCGUAAAAUUAUGUCUGCGUAUGUAUGUGUAUGUAUUGUGUAUGUAUGUGUGUGUGCGCGCGCGCGCGAAUGGAAAAAAGUCGGGGUACAAUCAUUUAUUCUGUCACUUCUUAUACCACAAUAAUCGAUAUUAGUUUACACAACGGGCGUAUGAAAACGUACAACCACAUUACAGACUAGCUAGAUAGUUUACUUGGUUGCUGUGAGUAACGUAA
Molecule: messenger RNA, 4924 nt
Organism: Pseudomyrmex gracilis
Lineage: Eukaryota; Metazoa; Arthropoda; Insecta; Hymenoptera; Formicidae
Exons: 4
Coding region: 507-2192 (561 amino acids)
Source: RefSeq, a predicted model, not a curated record